Meleagris gallopavo (turkey) is the source of this 7286-nucleotide messenger RNA. The record is from RefSeq and is a predicted model, not a curated record. Lineage: Eukaryota; Metazoa; Chordata; Aves; Galliformes; Phasianidae.
CGGGGGGGCGGUGCGGAACGAAGCGGCCUCGUUCUCUCGUCCGCUCGCACUGCUGGAUCUCCGUUCCUUCCUCGUCGAAGGAUGGAUGUAACGGGGUGAAGGUCUUGCGAUCGUACAACGGUUUGAGGAUUUGGGGAGCUCUGUCUCGGUGCGGCUGCUGGAACUGAGGGAAGGCUCCAGCGGCGGUUUGUUAAACUGAAGAACGGUGAUGUCAAGCCGGUGCUCGUGUCACAAGCAUCUCCCUGUCCCCUGCUUGCAGUGGGUAUGACCGGAGGAGGGGCUUCCGGGUUUGUCUGCCGUCUGCAGCUAGAAAUCACUGCUUUCCACUGCGGUUCUAACGGCGUGUGUUUGGCGUUUUCUUCACUGUUUAGGACCUCGUUUUGUUCUAAUUUUUGUCUACGCCCAGAUGAUCGUAUAUGUAAGGAGCUGACUUGUUCUGCUGCAACAUCUCUGGGCGACAGCUCUUUAAUUUCUAACAGGCAACAUGGGUAUCUGAGAUAGUUUUAUUGCCACGGAGCUGUAAUGUCCGUGUUAAUAGUAUGCGUGCAAAAUGAGAAGCAGAGCACUAUAGGCAUUUGACUCCUGCUGCAACAGCUCAGUUUUGUACUAGAAAAGCUACAUACAGCUCUCCAUCAGCUGUGAUAUGCAGUGUUGUGUAGGAGAAAACAGGUUGAUUUCUUUGAAUGUCUUCUCUAAUUAAAGAUACUCUCAACUCCUUAAAGUUUUAAAUAACUAUAAUAAAAUAUUUAUAAAGGCUAACUCUUGGGAUCUCCAGUGUAUAUUCUGAAAAUCUUAAUACUCUUUUUAAUAAAUCUUCUGUUUGAUUUUUGAACAAGAAAAGCGAAUUUCUAGCGGUAUUCAGACAAAUUGUAGUAAAUAUCCAGUAUUCUUAUUUAUGACUUUAUAUUAUCUGUAAGAAGAACCGUAACAAUAGCAGGUGACUUCAUGGAAGCUUUAUUAAAGCAAAGCAAAACCACAGCAGUCCUUUCUCCAUACAGUUAAAACCGUCUCAAAUUUUGAGGAAACAGUCAUAGAAUGGCUUGGAUUGGAGUGCACCUUGAAGAUUGUCUAGUUGGAAACCCCCUGCUAUGGGCAAAGUUGCCACCUGCUAGAUCAGACUGUCCUGGAUUUCAUCCAGCCUGAGCUUGUAUGCCUCCAAAUAUGAGACAUCUGCAACCUGUUCCAGUGGUUCACGAACACCUGAACAAAAAAUUGCUUCCUAACAUUGAACCUAAUUUUCUUCUCUUUUAGUUUAAAACUGUUCCCAUCUCACUAUCACACUAUGUAAGAAGUCAGUCCCCCUUCCUGCUUGUAAGCUUUCUUGAAGUACUGCAAGGCUACAGUAAAGGAGUCUUCCCCAAGCUAAAUAAGCCCAACUCCCUCAACCUUUCCUCAUAGGAGAGGUGCUCCAGCCCUCUGAUUAUCUUAGUGGCCCUCCUCUGGACCUGCUUUAACAGCUCCACAUCCCUCCUGUUCUGUGGGCCUCAAGCUUGGACACAUACAGUCAGUGAAGCCUCCUAAGGAUAGAGUAGAAGGGACAGUCACCUUCCUGCUGGUAAUCCCUCUUUUGAUGCAGCUUAGGAUACUAUUGGCCUUCUAGGCUGUAAGAGUAUGCUGCUGGCUCAUGUCAAACUCUUGUCCAUCAGGACACCUGAGUCCUUCUUUGCAGGGUUUCUCUCAAUGAAUUCUUUGUCUCUACUUGUAUCUUGGAUUGCCAUGAAGAACUUGUAUUCCAGGAGGCAUGGAUAAAGGUCCAGGGAUGUGAGAUGUUAGAGCAGGUAAAUGGGUACGACUUCUUUGAGGGCUUGUAUAUCUCUUAGAAUGGUACUUGGCUGAAACAAAAUUGGUGGAAGUAAAACCAUGACCAGGCUGCCCUCAAAUUCUUCUAGGCAGUUUCCUAGUGUGCUUGUCUUCCUAGCUGCUGUCUAUGCCAUUUUUAUGUUUGUUCUUCAGACUUUGAGAAUUAGUUGUUAUUGCUUACUGACAUUUAAUUUUUAGGAAGUUAUUUUUAUUGUUUUCUUAAUGAAAUUGACUUAUCAACUUUAAAUGAGUUUAUUCAAAUGAAAAUUAAUAAUUCUGUAUUACUAUUUGUCAACUCUGAGAAUCACUGAAAUACAAGUUGACAAAUAAACCUUUUAAAAUACUUGCAACCCAAAUACCCUUAAACAGUCUUCAUUUACAAAACAACAACAAACCUUCACAAUUUUCUCCUAGAGUUGCUCAUUAAGCAGUUUAUUAGAUGAGGAAGUGCAAAUAAUAAAGUUGAUUGAAUUUCCAAUGCAGAUAUUAUAAAGAGAAAAAAAUUCUGUAGGUGUGUCAAAGUUCUGCUGUUGUAAGCAAUCCUACUGAGUGCCAGCAUUCUAACAACAGGUCUGUGUAUCACUUUCUGUGCAGAUUCUGAUGUCUGAAAAGGGCCAUACUGCAGCCUUUUCCUCUCUGGAUUUUCUAUUAGGGUUUCUAUCUGUCCUCAUUAAUUUUCUAGUAACUUCUUAUUGUUUCAGAUUUUGAUGGAGAUGCAUGCAUGUGGAAGAUGUACUCGUAUGUUGUUGCUCCAGCUCUAUUCCAACUCCGUAUUUGAUUGGAUUGCAGUUGUCUUGUUUCCACAUGAAUACAAGCUAAAAUGGUACUGAAUGAUACAAGGGGAAAAACUCGCUGUGUUAAUUGGCACAGGUUUCCCAGAGACUGUUAAAUCUGUCCAUGCAGGUUUUGAAGACGUGAAUAGGCAAGGCGCUGGAUACCCUGGCUGUGAUUUGUCCAGAGGUCUUUGCCACUGGGUAUGAGAAUUGUUCUAAGAAAUAGGUGUAAAAGGAAGGCAAGUGGGAGCUUCUGUUUUUGUGGUGACUUAUCACUUCAAAGAGUUGAAAUGUGGACAUUUCCACUUCUUUUUAAUGUGAGUUAGUCAAACAUAAUUACCUGGUGAAUGACCAGCGUUUGUCUUUGACAGGUAAGACACUGUUCACACAGUUACCUUGUUGUUAGUAUUAAGAUACUUGGUACUACUGGAAGGAGAAGAGCUGCAGUAGUAAUCUCUGUUGGAAAGCUGGAUGUAGUUGUAUCUUAUGCGUGAGUACAGGUAAUACAGGACUGAAGGGAACCAUGAGUGUUGUGUAAUACUUCCAGUUGUGUGUAUCAUGGAGUUGUAGCUGUUUGAACACUGGAUGUCGGAAUAUAUUGGUGGAUAAAAUGCCUGAUCAAUGUCUGAAUGCCUUGUUUAGAACUGUUCAUAUAAAAUAAGUUGAGAUCGGGACAUCAGCUGCUGCAAGGAUUCUUUUACCAUGCUGUUAACUUCUUGGGAGUUUCCCUUAUGAAAUGUGCUCUGUGUAAACUUGGUGUGUUACCAAGCUUUUAGAAACCUCAGUUGAAAGUUAUUAGAAAUAAGCUUACUUUCAGCAACAUGAUUGAUCAAGAGUAGCUCAGAUUUAAUUUUACUGCUUUCGUGUUGAAUUUUGUCGAUUAAGAAUGGCAUGCAUACCAACAGAAGGUUGACUGCGUUAUGCAUAGAAACUGUGCAUGCUAAAGUUUGAAGAAUGCUCAGAACACAAAAGAAAUGAGUAUAAAAAGAGUACGGAUAAUAAACUAUAUAAUAAUCUGAGUAUUAAACUGAAGGUUUGAAGGAAUGAGCUCAGAAAGUUGAAAUUUCAUGACCGUUAUGGUAGAGUGUUGCUAUGUUUCAUGGAUACAGAACAUACUAGGUGAAUAACUUAAAAUCUUACUGCUAAGCAGUCUGUGUAAAGACCAGCUGAAUAACCUUGUAUGUAGUACAGAGGCAUCUGUCUUACUGGAUUGAACAUCAACUACUUGAAAACUGGAAAAUAAGUCAUCUAUACCCAAAAUUCUUUGUUGUUGUUAUUUUGUCUUUCUUCUAGAUUAAUGACUUCUAUUUCAAAAAGUUUGCUGGUCUUUAAAAGAAAAAAACAGAAAACAAAAAGCUGAGGUUCUGACCCACACCACUGGUGGUAUCAGAAUGUCUUCCAGACUCCUUGUCAAUAAAAAAGAUUAGAAAACAAGACUAGCAUCUGUCCAAUGGGGCUCACUCUCCAUUUUUCUCUACUCACCUUUCCUUUGCGGGGAGAAGAAGAGGAGAAUAGCAUGAAAAGUGCAAAAUGUUUCAAAUUCCUGUUCAAAAUCUUGAUAAUAUCAGGAAGGCUCGCAAAAGGGUGAAAGGCAUUCUUGUGGAACUUGGGCUUGACAGCUGCAGGGAAUUGUUGAAGAAUCUUAAAAGUUUUGACCCAGGUGAAAAAUACUUCUGCAACACUUCGUGGAGUGAUGUCUCUCCUUGGGAGUCUGUGGGCAAAAGGAAGAGAUACAGAACAAAGCCGUACUGCUGUAGUUUAUGCAAGUUCUCAUCAAAAUUACUUACUUCAUUGAGGAAUCAUUUGCACCGUUACCAUGAAGAUGAAAUGGAUCAAGAGCUUGUAGUACCUUGCCCAAAAUGUGUGUUUGCUUCUGAGCCAAAAGUAGUGGGAAAACAUAUCCGAAUGUUUCAUUCGUCUAAUAAGAGAAUACAGAACUAUACAGUUAGCAUCUUGGAUGGCAUGAAACAAUUCAGGAGUGACAUCAUUAACUUUACAUGUCUAAAAUGUAACUUUACAGACACGUUAUAUUAUAACAUGAAGAAACACGUGCUGAUGAACCAUUUUCAAAACUUAAUAAGUACAUAUUUUGGCCAGAGACCUGAUGAAAGUAAAGAAAAUUCUAUUGAGAACUACUGUAAAAAAUGUAAUGCUUCUGCAAACAGCCAAGAUUCUUUAAUGUAUCAUGUCUUGACAGCUGAAACACACAGAGACCUAGAGAACAAACUUCGGUCUGUAAUUUCAGAGCAUAUUAAGAAACCAGGACUUGUGAAACAAAUGCAGAUUGCUCCAAAGCUUCCCCAAAGCGUACCUGUAGCUGCUCCAUCUUUAGGUCCUCCUGUGGCCCCAGCAGGUUCCAUCUCAGCUCCAGCUUGUAUCCAACUUGCAUUCCCACAGAAUAAUCAAAACCAGACUGUGGUGCAGCCGAAAGUUCAGAAUACAGUCACAUCACUGACUGUUCCAAGUGCCUCUUGUAGUGUUCCACAUACAACUUCUGUUCCAGUUGUUGCCCCAUCACAUGUUACUCUUGUAUCCAGUCACCUUCCUGUAGGUCAGAAUAAUGUUAAUAUUCAGCCAUCUCCUUCUCAACCUCUCAUUGUUUCUCACAGGCUUCCUCUUAAUCAGCCUGUCACAGCUGGGGCUGUUCCUCUGAAUCAUUCUGUUGGGACCCUAAAUACAACUGUGGCCCCUGCAGUUCUUCCUGUUAAUCAACCAGUCAGGCCUGGACUCUUUCCUGUUAAUCAGUCUGUUGGUACUGUAAAUAGUCCAGUUGCAGCUGCAGCAUUACCUGGUACUCAGCCUGUCAGCCCUGCCAGUCAACCAGUUGCACCAGGAGUUCUCUCAGUUAACCAUUCGGCUGAGAGUGUCAACAGACCCGUUGGUCCCACAGUCCUUCCUGUGGCUCAGACAGUUGCUUCAGGAGUUCUACAGCUUAAUCAGUCUGCUGUGUCUGCAGUUGUUCCUGUCAGACCGCCUGUUAGACCUGGCUUUCUUCAGCUUAAUCAACCUGUUGCCCCAGCAGUUAUCCCAGUAAACCAGUCAGUCAGAUCUACAGUUUCCCAAAACACAACUUUUUUGGCUACAGGUUCUAUACUUAGGCAGUUGAUUCCAACUGGGAAGCAGUUUAAUGGAAUACCUACCUACACACUUGCUCCAGUUUCAGUUACUUUGCCUGUACCUCCUGGUGGUGGAGUAACUGUGGGAACUCCACCGCAAGUGCCUAUCCAGCUAAUGCAGUCUGGGACAGUAACUCAGUUAUCUCAGUCACCAGCUAGUGCACCCUCUCCUCCAGUGGUUUUAACAACUCCGAGUAUAUCAUUACAAGCUUCCCCACCUGAUUCUGAAACAAGUCAGACCCUUGGAAAGGCGAAGCAGUGGAAGAUUUGCCCUGUUUGCAAUGAGCUUUUUCCAUCAAAUGUCUAUGAGGUGCAUAUGGAAGUGGCCCACAAACACGGUGAAGUAAAAGUAGAGGAAGCCCAGGAGCCCGACAAACUUGCAGCUUGUGCACCCUUUCUAAGGUGGAUGACAGAAAAGACGGUCCGAUGUUUCUCUUGUAAAUGCUUUCUCUGUGAGGAAGAGCUCAUGAAACAUCUCCUGAUGCAUGGCUUAGCUUGCUUGUUUUGCACAGUGACUUUCCACGACUUAAAAAGCCUUGCGGAACACAAUAGAUCUACGCACAGUGGCAAAAAGCAGUUACAUGCAGAUUACAGCAACAGAGGAUUUCAGCUAGGUAAUGAGGCUCAGGGUGACCUGGUAUUUCCCCACUUUGAUUUCAGUACAGUGUUACCAGAAGAAGACAUUGGUGAAAGAGAAGUACACUUGGCAGUGCUUGCUGGAGUAAAUUCAAGGACGCUUGUCCCCAUUUACAUCAAAGUGAAACCUCAGGCAGCAGAACUGAACAAUGGAUGCAACAAAGUGUUCACCUGCCCGUUUUGUUUCAGUUUGUUUAUUAGUCAGGAAACCUAUGAAAUGCAUUUGAAAGAGAGGCAUCAUGUUAUGCCAACUGUACAUACAAUUUUAAAGUCUCCAGCUUUCAAGUGCAUCCACUGUUGUGGCGUGUACACUGGAAAUAUGACUCUAACAGCUAUUGCUGUGCAUUUGCUCCGUUGUAGAAGUGCUCCCAAAAACAGCAACUCAAGUGUGAAGAUGCAGCUUGAGCGUACUGAGAAGAAAGAACUACUGUUUGUGAAUGGAGAAAAGCAUGAUUCUGUAAUUAAGAGAAAGCAGUCUGAUACCUGCUUUGUUACAGAAGACCAAAAGAAUAAGGAACAGCAGCCACUAAGCUUAAGUACUGGACUAGCUCUGUAUUCAGAAGAUGAGUUGUAUUCAGGGCUAGUGCCUUUCAAACGACAGAAGAUUAGUAUUAGGACUGAGAUAAAGAAAAUUUCGAGUGAGGAUCUUCGUGUUCUAGCAGUAGAUCCCAGACAAUAUGAUCACAGUUCGUAUGAAACUCAAAAACAGUUUUUGACAGACUAUUUUCAUGUGAGGCCAUAUCCUUCAAAAAAAGAGAUGCAGUUAUUGUCCACACUGCUGUAUGCUUGGAAAAUUGAUGUUGCAUCAUUCUUUGGAAAAAGGAGAAAUAUAUGCUUAAAGGCAAUAAAUAGUCACAAACCAUCUGUGCUGCUGGGUUUCAGUAUGUCAGAACUAAAAAAUAUUAAGCACAAAUUAAAUAUAAAAGAUGAACCAUUAAAUAUGUAAAAAAAAAAAAAAAAA